Molecule: messenger RNA, 216 nt
Organism: Mycena indigotica
Lineage: Eukaryota; Fungi; Basidiomycota; Agaricomycetes; Agaricales; Mycenaceae
Exons: 3
Coding region: 1-216 (71 amino acids)
Biological process (GO): intracellular transport; protein secretion
Source: RefSeq, a predicted model, not a curated record
AUGUCCGCCCUGUUCAACUUCCAGUCGCUGCUCCUCGUCAUACUUCUCCUGAUUUGCACGUGCACCUAUGUCCGGGCCCUUUUUCCAAGCCUCAUCGACCGCAACAAAACCGGUUUCCUUGGACUGUUCUUCAUGUCUGCACGCAUUGGCGAGCGGCUCUCACCAUACGUGUCGCUUGCGUGUUUGAUAAUGGCGGGUGCGAUGCUAAUACAAUGA